AUGUCUCCCCGAACGACUGUUCCCUCUCGCCUUCUAAUCCGGCUUUGUCUUCCGCACAUCCUGCGUCUUCUGCUUCUGCGGUUUCUCCUCAAUCUUCCCCUCCGACACCGACUUCACGUCCCAGCCCUCUUCCUCGCGCGUCUCGUCCGUCCCAGAGAUCCUUUCUUCAUCCUCGACCAUGGGUCGAUGCCCUACGGCUACCCAACUUACGACGAAGCUUUUCUGAUGAUGGCGCAGCUGCUCAAGACUUACGGGCCGUCUCUUAUCUCCGAACACCGCAUCGGACACUCGACAGAGGGGCGCCCGAUCGUGGCGUAUCGCGUCGGGGGGACGUCCAAACCGCGGGCAGCGGCUGCGCCUGUCUCCCCGGCGACGCCUGCCUCCGCUCCCGCUGGAACCUCGUCUCUUCGAGGCACAAAGUCGGAGCCGCUGCGCGAACAGGGAACCAGUGAAGGCGGGACACAGCCAGAUAACCUCCACGGGAAAAAGGACGAGUUUCCGGAGAUCCUCAUCACCGGUCUACACCACGCACGCGAACCGAUGAGCAUGACGAUGUGCAUCUACUUCAUAGCCCGGCUUCUGCGCGACUACCAAGCAGGAGAGCCUGAGGCGGUCUACUUGGUGCACAUGCGGGAGUUUUGGGUGAUUCCGUUGCUGAAUCCUGACGCGUACGUGGCAAUCGAGACGACAGGGAACAUGGCGCUCCGAAAAAAUCGACGCCGGUUCAGCUCGGAGAGCCGCCCGCCAAACGCGCAACUCGAGGACGAAGGCGUUGAUCUGAACAGAAAUUACGCGUUCAACUUCCUCGCGGAUCAACCAGAAGGGAGCGACGACUUUGGCGGGCCGUUCCCCUUCAGCGAACCGGAGACGGCCGCAGUGAAGUUUCUCGUCGAGCAGUAUCGACACGCGGAUCGUGCCUUGCCUCAGUCUUCCGCGUCGCCUGCCGCGGGGAGUCGCAUGGUCGACAAGCACGAGCACAGCGACGCCGUUCGCGCGCCUGCAAACGCCCAGGCGCCUCUGCUGUCUCCUCCUCUCCACGGCGUUCGCGACUUCUCGCCUCCUCAGCUGUCGCCUUUCCUCCGGCUCUUGGGUCGAUUCGAGGUCGCCCUCAACUUCCAUACUUACGGCGAAGUCUGGACCCGCCCGUUCAACUGCUGCAAAAAUAUGCCUCUUCCUCUCUGGGCUCAGAAAGCCUUUGAAGAACUCAAAGUAGCACUGGCCGUUCCGACCCUGAACAGCGCGCCGAACAUUCCCGUUUUGGGGUAUCCGACUUUCGGAGAAGCGGACGACUGGCUGCUGCAUGCACACAGCGUCCUCUCGAUGUCGCCCGAAAUCGGAUGGGAAGAAGGCGGUUUCUGGCAGACUGUGGGUGAGCAGCGGGAGUCUCUGCGCCUCAAUUUUCCGCGAAUUGUCACGGCCGCAAUCAAGGCCGGCAGCGAAGUGGGUGUGCGUCUCGCGCUCGGGCAGGGACUCUCCGCCCCGCACGGGGCGCGGCUUCCGGCGAUCGGGACUGGGAAGGCAAAGCGCGUUGGCGGCGGCCACGCGCGGACUGACGACAGGAGGCGCGCCCCGAGCAGAACGGAAGGCGAGGCCGACGCAGAGGAAGGCGCCGAAGAAGCGAAAGACGCGAGAACAGCGGAGGCGAGUAGCGUCCUCGACUCGGUUGUUCCCAGGGACCGCCUGACAUUUGUGGAAAACGUCCUGAGGCAGAAAGGAUGGGCGUCGAUCCUGAAACAGGAUGACGCCGGAGUCUCUGUUCACACCAUCGAGGUGGUCAACACCGGCCUUCUGCCUCUCCAAGGCCCCGCCACGCUUCUCUUCCUCACCGGCCUUCCUUUCUUCUCCUCGCCCGUCGCCGCGUCUCUGUUUUCCAGCGUGGACGCGGCGGCUGCUGCCUCGCUGCCGCCAAUCCGGUCGACCCUCGAGAGGCGUUUCACUGGCAGUCGAUCUAAAACGAAACUGCCUCCGCCUCACGCUCUUCGCACUCUCCAGGCUUUCCGAUCUUACCAGUCUCCUUCGUAUACUCCUUCUUCUUCGUCUUCUUCUUCGUCGUCUUCUUCGUCUUCUUCUUCGUCUUCUUCCCGCUCUGCCGUUCCGUCUUCGGCGGACCUGCGAUUCGACGUUUUGGAUGAGGGAGGAGACGGGGUUGGAGAGAAGCAGGCUUGGAAUUUUGUCGCUUUUGACGAAGAGUGGCGCACGCCUCUCUCUGUCUCUUUCUUCUCGCCCUCGAGUCUCUCCAGAAAAGCCGAAGCGCCGCACGGCCCGGAGCUUCCAGGGCUGCUUGUGGAACUCCCGGCGCGUCUUCGCGGCCGCGAUUUGGAGAGUGGCGACGCAGGCGUUCUUCGCGUCCACCUUCUCGAGACGACAGGAACAAGCGACGCGUCCUCGCCAGCGCUUUCGCUGUCGGAGAGGCUUUCUUCGCCAUACCAGUCCUCGAAUUCCAGCUUCCCACGCAGCGCACAGAGCGCAGCUGUCGGCGCAUGCGUUCUGGAGGCUGGGGCACCGGAGCCUGAGAAAGCCGUUAAGGAAGUGGUCCCGGAGCGAGGCGAACGGCAACAGCCUUGGUUUUGCCGGUGCGGGGCGACGAAGGCAGAAGUUGAGGGCGACGCUCCAGCAGGCGAGGCCGACAGGGACGGCAAGUGGAUAUCUCUCCCGCUUUUCCUCGAAAACAGCAAAACCAGUCUCCUCUGCGCCGCAACCCUCAGCCUCCUGUCUCGCCACCGUCCCGUCUCCUCGCCUUCUGUCUCUUCUUCGCGGGAGGCCUCGCGAGGAUUUGAGGCAGGCAGGCGCCUCGGCGGGCGUUGUAAAGGAGACACUUUCUUCUGGGAUUUGGACGUGCCUCUCCACUACGCGAAUCGCAGGUCUUCAGUCUCGUUCGCCCUCUUGAUGCUUCUCACGCUCGUCCUUGUCCUCGCCCUCGCCCUGCGCUUGCGAUACAAGUAA
This is a messenger RNA of Neospora caninum, 2943 nucleotides long. Its product is annotated as putative zinc carboxypeptidase. Bases 1 to 2943 code for a protein of 980 amino acids. NCBI's taxonomy places the organism in Eukaryota, Apicomplexa, Conoidasida, Eucoccidiorida, Sarcocystidae. Gene Ontology annotation, molecular function: metallocarboxypeptidase activity; zinc ion binding. The record is from RefSeq and is a predicted model, not a curated record. Gene Ontology annotation, biological process: proteolysis. The transcript has 12 exons.